AUGUCCUCAAAAGCUAAACAAGCCAAGGCUGCGGCCAUGUCCUUGCAGGCCAAAGAAAAACAAGCCAACAAAGCCAAAGCUGCAGCCAUUGCCUUGAAAGCCAAACAAACGGAAGCCAAACAAGCCAAGGCUGCAGCCAUUGCCAAACAAGCCGAGCAAGCCAGAGAUGCAGCCCUGUACUCGGAAGCCAAACAGACCAAAGCUGCAGAUCCCAAUUACAUCAGCGAGCGCUUUGUUACCUCACUAGUCAAGAACAUCAACGAGGCAGGGAUCCCGUGUAUCCUUUGGGGAAACCGUCUCCUGCGAGCCCAUGGAGUUCCUACGAUUCUUGGCUCGAUCGAAUUCGUAGUUCCCGAAGGCCUGGUAUCCGCCGCCGCGGCAGCAAUUGCGUCUCGAAGACCGUUGAUAACAUGCCCGUACUGCCUGACCUGCCCUCUGGCCACUCCGACUCGUACCAGUCCCACGCCGGGCCGCCACUUUCACAUCCGAGAUAGGAAGGAAACGGUCGCCAUCCUGUCUCAGUCACAGGCGCUCUGGUUUCUCCCGACCAUGAACAACAACAAGCUCGUGGCGCCUUCCAGGGCUGACCUGCCCUCCUACCUCAUCCUCGCCUCCGACCGUUCGGAGCUGCCGCCACAGAGGCCAAAGCGCGGCUCCGGCUGCUUCAAGUCCGCGAUGAUCCCCGUCCUCGCCGUCCCCGCCCACAUCCUCGUCGAGGCCUACAUGCGCCUGUACGCUCGUUAUGCUGGAGGACCUAGUGCUGCCGCUUUCAUGACCAGGAUCGCCUGGCUCAGGAUGUACGUCGAGGAGGACGGAUACGUCAUUGCGAAGCGACUCCCGCAGUCGCUCCGCCCGUUCUACGUUGAGCUCACCAACAACGCGCCUAUUCGCGAGUGGACCCAGAGGCUCCAGAAGGAACUUGGAGAGCGUGUAGCCUGA
Clonostachys rhizophaga is the source of this 939-nucleotide messenger RNA. NCBI's taxonomy places the organism in Eukaryota, Fungi, Ascomycota, Sordariomycetes, Hypocreales, Bionectriaceae. The record is from the annotation of a GenBank genome assembly.